This is a messenger RNA of Misgurnus anguillicaudatus (oriental weatherfish), 2688 nucleotides long. NCBI's taxonomy places the organism in Eukaryota, Metazoa, Chordata, Actinopteri, Cypriniformes, Cobitidae. The record is from RefSeq and is a predicted model, not a curated record.
CUCUGACAUACCCAAAAAACCACAAGUGAUUUUCACAUACAGCAGCAGACGUGUCUUCUGUGUCUAUGCAGAUGUCUCCGGGUACCUUAUAAAGACUACCAUCUGUAUACUACACGGAAAGGAGGCAAUUUUAACAAAUCCAGAUAAGAAUGGCAGCGUGGGACCUAACAGUCAGUGUGGAGGAUCUUGGUCCUGAUGCUCUGCCCCUCAAAAUUAGUGUGACCUCUGAACUGCACAUUGGGGGAGUUAUUCUCAAAGUAGUAGAGCAAAGCAAGUUACAGAAGGACUGGUCCGAUCACGCUCUGUGGUGGGAGCAGAAACAGCAGUGGCUGCUCCGGACAGCAUGGACACUGGAUAAGUGUGGGGUGCAUGCAGACGCCCGGCUUUUUUUUACCCCACAGCACAAGCCUCUUCGUCUGGGUCUGCCAAGUGGCAUCACAGUUAAAGUUCGGGCCUGUUUUUCCAAUCCUAUGUUUCGGUGUAUAAUGGGAAUCUGCAGGAUUCUUAAUAUUCGGCACCCAGAGGAGCUCUCCUUGCUUCGCCCUGUUGAAGAGAAAAAGAAAAAGAAAAAUAAAGAUUCCUCAGAAGAGCUGUAUGACAUUACAGAUCUGCCUCUAACUGCAGGUUCCAGUCAAGUUCUGUAUAACGGAAUGCCGGCCUAUUUCGCUCAGACUCCAAAUACUGAGGCUGUGUAUAAAAAGCUGUCUGUUAGUCUGCCCUCUCCUGCACCUGAAACUAUUGCGAAACUCUAUCGGCCAGCAAGCGUGGUGGACAAAACACACAUUAACACCAGGUGGAUGGAUUCAUCGCGUUCACUGAUGCAGCAAGGAAUACAAGAAAAUGACAAACUUUCGCUGCGUUUUAAAUACUACACUUUCCAUGACGUGGAUCCCAAGUAUGAUGCAGUGCGUUUGACGCAGCUUUACGAACAAGCUCGAUGGGCUAUCCUCAUGGAGGAUAUAGACUGCACAGAGGAAGAAAUGAUGCUCUUUGGAGCCCUGCAGUACCACAUAGGAAAACUAUCCUUGUCCCAGGACAUGGUCUCUUCCAGUCAGGGCAUGGAUGACCUGGAAUCUGCCCUGAAAUCUCUGGAGGUUAAGAUGGUGGGAGAGGAUAACGGCACAGACAUGCUGGAUACCAUGACUGCUCCAGAAUUAAAUGACUAUUUGAAAAUUUUUCGGCCUAAGAAACUAACCCUGAAGGGUUACAAGCAGUACUGGUGCAAAUUUCAGGAAACAUCAAUCUCUUAUUAUAAGAGUAAAGAGGAGCGUUAUGGAGAGCCAAUACAACAACUCAACCUGAAAGGCUGUGAGGUGGCCCCAGAAGUAAAUGUAGCAGGCCAGAAGUUCUGCAUUAAACUUCUUAUUCCCGCACCAGAAGGCAUGAAUGAAGUCUAUCUGCGAUGUGAAAAUGAGAAGCAAUAUUCUCAGUGGAUGGCAGCUUGUAAACUGGCCUCUAAAGGUCUCACCCUGUUGGACAGCUCGUAUCAAAGUGAAGUGAAGAACAUCCAGACGUUUCUCUCUAUGCAGCGAUCCAAUUCCCCAGCUGCCACUGCACAAACAGAUGAAAGCAUCAAUACACACAGUCUUGUCUCACCAAGAUACCAUAAGAAAUACAAGCCCAAACAGUUAACCCCUCGAAUUCUGGAGGCUUAUCAAAAUGUUGCCCAGCUGUCCUUGACAUCUGCCAUCCUAAAGUUUCUGCAGAUCUGGCAAGCACUGCCAGAUUUUGGAAUAUCUUACUUCAUGGUUAGGUUUAAAGGCAGCCGUAAGGAUGAAGUCUUGGGCAUCGCUAACAACCGCCUGAUCCGUAUAGAUCUUGGAGUUGGAGAUGUGGUAAAGACGUGGCGCUACAAUAACAUGAGACAGUGGAAUGUUAAUUGGGAUAUAAGACAGGUGGCCAUUGAAUUUGAUGGGAACAUUAACAUAGCGUUCAGCUGUGUGAACGCAGACUGUAAGGUUGUACACGAGUACAUCGGGGGAUACAUCUUCAUGUCCACGCGCGCUCGAGAGCAAAGUGAUACGCUGAAUGAGGAGCUGUUCCACAAACUCACUGGAGGACAUGAAGCUCUCUGAUCACAAAGGAACAACUGAAUUAACUCAAGACUUUCCUGAAGUUACAUAUGAAGGAAACUGAUAAGAAAACAGUGUUAUGACCGCACAUCAACUUUUUACUUGUUUUAAACAAUGAGUGUACAUUUGUGAUCAGUAGGUUGAACUGAUAAAGUAUUACUAACUGUAAAUGGCAAAUAAUUUUUACUUUAUGUAUUAACAAGUUACAGACAUUAAGGGGUGGUUUCCCGGACAGGGAUUAGCUUAAACCAGGACUAGGCCUACAACUUUCUUCUUUUAUCCAAACACAGUCAAGGUUAUAUUAAAUAAUAUCUUGGCUUUUUUCAGCUUUAAAAUGGGAUUGAAUAGAGCCCCAUUUUCAAAUCUUAAAAACAGAGAGUUCAUAUACAUGUUAUAUGUCAUACUGUAUGAUGGCUUAAGGGGGAACAAAAUGGAAAUAUUUAAAAUUUAAGGUAACCUAUUUCUUCAAGUAUCCUUUAUAAUAUAUAUGACUUGGCCAGUAGGAAGUAGCCAAUAAUAACCUAAAUGAUUUAAAAUGUAUUUUUGAAAUCAUCUAAAUGUCUGUAAAUUGGCCAUAAGACAUAAUAAAACAUCAUAUUAACUGUCUUUAUUAAAA